Messenger RNA from Porites lobata, 10351 nucleotides. The record is from the annotation of a GenBank genome assembly. Lineage: Eukaryota; Metazoa; Cnidaria; Anthozoa; Scleractinia; Poritidae.
CGAAGAUAUUUUUGGUUAAGUUCGCCAGGAGUUCGUUAUCGUCAUCUAAAUUAAUUCACCUGAUCACAGCUGAUCACGAGAUUUUACAUGUGAACGAGUUGAGUUCAUCGAAAAAUUAUUACAAAUUUGUCGAUUUAAGCUUAGAUUUUAUGUGGAAAUGCUAAGCCAUCUAAUCAAGUUUGCUGUUGAGGGAGCCGCAGUGCACGAUUCUUCGAUUGCUAGUUCCUUUUACGUAGACUCAGAUGAUGACCCCGAGGAAAGCGACGAGCUUGUUUUUUGCAAGAAUAAUGUCUGUGUUCAUCUCUCUUCUUUAAAUGAUUCACAUACGCCAGGAUACUUCAGGAUUAAUUCUAAAACACAGCAAAGUGGACAUGUACGUUUACUGAUAACGUGGACACCAAAUUCUUUCCUCUGUGACAGCAACACGGAACUUAGUUUGGAGAACAGUGAUGAUUGUGAAUGUAAUAGCAGAUUGCUCACUUCAAGCAACCCUUUAGAGACAUUCAGAGUCGACCUGAGUGAAAUGAAAACUUUGAGGAUAUUUUAUAAUCAAGAGGAUCCCACUUGUGGCCAGCUAGUUAUCGGGAAUUUUGAAAAUCACUACAAGGUUUUUCACUUUCAUCGCGGGGGUCUUGAUCGUGUUACUGACAUUUUAGGUGAGUGGCACUGGUGUUCAUUAGUAAUCGAUCCAUUGGAUUACGAUGAACUUCGAAGAAAAACCUUUACAGUUGUGUCGAAAAAAAACCUGAAACAUGGAUUUCACCCAGAGGAAGGAAGAUUCGAUCCAAUGUCCACGCAAAAGUGGAGAACUUUCUUCAAUGACAGCGGUCAAAUCGAGGACGUCGCAAAUUUUCGGAAGGUGAGCUUGUCGGAUUUGUGCCUUGACAUGCAUAUAUAGAGGGGGACAUGGGGGUUUACGGUAUUGCGGUAUUGGACUUUUUUUCAUGUGGUAUUGCGGUAAUUUUAAUUUUAACGUGCGGUAUUGCGGUAUCAUCUAGAUCCAAGGUACGCGGUUUGUCAUCGUUUUGGCUGACGGUAUUCGGUGAAAUAAGAUUGUUCACGGUAUUAUGGUACCGUUUAUUUGCGCUGUCCUUUCGAUAGAGUACGCAAAACAAAACACAGUAAGACAUAAAGGUCAAUAAAAGUUAAUAUUUAGAAGUCUUAAGACAUAACGGCAAAUGAUUACACCAUUUGUGGGUCAUUUUGUGACAGUUAAUGGUCGACAAUAUACAAUGGGAUUGUUGUUGCAUCCAAUGAUGAAUGAGUCGUCUCAAGUUACCUUACCAGGCUUUUCAAUCUGUGUACCUGUGCCGGUAAUUCAAGGUCUUACACAUUUUUUCACAAUGGCUGAGGUCCCUGAGGUUGAAGACGGCAUGGUUAUUAUUGACUGUGUAGCAAUUUUUUAUGAAGAGGGCAAAGGAGGUGAACAUUAUCGCAACAAGAAUAAGUUGAGAUGUCGGGUUUUGAGAAUUGGAAAAACGCCUUGCAAAGUUAAAAGAGAAAAUUUGGUAAGUUUGCCUCUUACCAGCGUGGCGUGUGAGACAGUCGAGAUAGUUGACCCCUGAGAGACUGAUGUGCUAGACUAGACUCACUUAUCAAAACUCGCACUGGACGUGUGUGGAAAGGGUUUUGGUUGGUUUGUUUUUCACGAUUUCAAGAGUUAUUUUUAUUGGAGUUAAUUAGCUGUUCGGUCGACCUACCAAAAGGUUGAACGAAUGUAGUUUACUUUUCAGUGGAAAUUUGCAAACUACCAAAAUAUGUAAAAAACAUGGACAUCUGGUGCAUAAAUGCCUGAGAUAAUUAAACGCGCUAGAUGAAAGCAACCAUAAGUAUGUGGAACCGAUUAUAAAUGUGAUUAAAAUAUGUGGUAUCAGUAUUCAGGCGAUUUUCAAUGUGUUAUUUCGGUAUUUGCCAUUUUUUCAUACAGUAUUGCGGUAUUGGAUACCCUCCAAUGUCCCCCUCAUAUAUAUCUUAAUUAGCAUUUAAAAACUAUUUUGUAAAAUCCAGCAGAUAAUCCAACUGUAGCAUAAAUCGUGGAUUGUUAGCAAAAUUUAUUUUUUGGAUUUUUGAAUUUAUAACCAAAUUAAUGAAAACACUUUAUUGUAUUUAAAUACUCUUAGAAAUAAGUGCAAAGAGAGGAGAAGUCGUUACGUCACGUUUACCACCUUACAUCAGGCUGAACAUCAGUUGACAAUGGGAAAGAGAGCAGAAAGGACUAAACGCAACUUUCGGUGCGCAAUUAGCUGCUCUGCCAUUGGUCAAGCCAGUUGUUUGAUUUGCGCACGCCGUCGUCAACGGACGUUCCCAUUCUGUUACUAAAUCAGCCUAAUUAAGCCAUAAACUCAUCUGCGAAGUGUGGCUCACUGACAAAUGUUUUUUAUCUCGAAUUUUGCUCUCAUUUAUUUGAAGGUUCUGGCCCAGAUUGCCUCAUUGUUCUCUGUAAAAUACUUUUACUGCCGAGUGAUUCCAAAAUGGCCUCAAAAACACUCAACACAACACCAAUCAAGUUUCUUGCUUAAUUACGUCAUUACAUUGCAGACACCAAGAGAUAUAUACAUAGAAAUAUUGGCCCUUUGAGAUUGCAGGCCGCUAUGAUCCACGUGUGAUCCACAUGCUGCACGCCUUAGUACAUAUAAUGGUCCUCACCUCACGAGAACUAGAUUCUCUAGUUAGGGUCCCAGGAGGGGGGGGGGGUUACUUCCUUAUGAAAGUCUAAUGGGGAUGUGCUGCUGGAUGGGGUCACAUUUUCAUGGCUGCAUUGACUAUAAUGGGUCGCAUUUUCAAUAGAGUGACUAGAAUGGGGUCACACAUUUUCAGACUUUUCGGGGUAGGACAGUUCUUCUUAAUUACGGUUAGCCAACAUACCAGAAUGUUUGUACUGAAGAUGAAAAGUGAAGCAGCGUGCAAAGAAAAUAGUGUCCGAUAGCCUGGGACUAGUGGAUUUUGCUAUCGGGCUAGUGAAUACUGACGGACAAGUGAAGUUUUCUGAAGCAUUCAAAUUACACAAAUACUGUGAAAUCAAUUCUGCUCAUCCAAAAGUUUUUGGGGCAAGUUGAAAUGACAUUUUUUGUGUGGAGGUGUGUGUGGCCGAGUGAAUAACAUCGCAAACUCUGGAUCUGGAGGUCCAGGGCUCAAGCCUCGCCUGUCGUGUUGUUUCUUUAGACAAGGAACUUUACUCCACUUUGUCUCUCUUCACCCAGGUGUAUAAAUGGGCACCAGUGACAUACUGCUGAGGGGUAACCCUGCGAUGGACUAGCAUCCCGUCCAGGGGGAGUAGCAAUACUCCUAGGCUUGCUUUAUGCUAAGGAAACCAGGAUAAGCUCCAGCCGUUUGUGCCUUUGGCUCGUGUGCGUCAUUACCUUUACCUUUGAAAUGACGUUUGGGCCUACUAGUAGAUGCUAGCUCCAACUUGCCCAAAUGGCAAGCUGUAAAAAUGACUUUCUUUGCACCCUGUAAAGUGUUCUUCAGUCAAUCAAAAAAUGGGUCAAUUCAUAGAAAUAGAAAGUGACUAAGUUGGGAUCGCGAUAAUUACAUAUUUGCCCAACAGCGAUUAAGAUUGUGUCUAUAUUUGGCCACGGAAUAGACUGUAAUGGGUUGGGGGCUUUGAGAGGCCAGCAGCACAUACCCAGCAAAAUUUAACCCAAGUACCCCCCCCCCUUCAUGGUUAGGGUCCAGUCAGGUGAGUGUUCGAACAAAGAUUUGUAAAGUUUGUUUCAUUAAUACUUGAAAUAUGUGAAUCACAGUACCUCGCAGCAAGGGAUGAGGCUUCAAGAAUUUAUUUAUCAUUUUGAUCUUCAAGAAUCACUUGUAGCUAUUUUGCAGAAUGUCAAAUGACUGAAGUUUGUUGAUUAGGGCUAGCUGAAAACUUCAAGUAAAAAUAUGAAUUUCUAGUUCUCUGUUUCCUUUAUUAGUAAUUACCAAAUCAGUGAAUAGAGCUUUUUGCACGUUUUGAUGGGCUCCCGUAAAUUUGAAUAUCGUUGGCUAUUCAUUGUUUUACAACUGGAGCCAAGAUGACAUCUCGUUUCAAGACAUUUUCGAAGACGAAAUUUGAAUGAUAAAUGAAGCAGUCGUACAGAAAACUGCCAAGAAAGCGACAAACUUUGGCUUAUCAGUGUUUACUGGUAUGUAGAAAAUUAUUUUCAUGCUGAAUUUGCAACAAAAUCGUAAAACUGCACGUGACAAAAUCCCCAAAAUGUUACAAAGAGUUACUUUUAUUAUUUUUAUCCAACUGAUUUGGUAAAUACUAAAAAAAAACUAUCUGCCCUCAGGGUUGGUGAACAGCGCUAGAUACAUACUUUGAGGCUUCGCUUCUCGGUUUAUAACUACCACUAUUCACCUCCCACUCUACUGGCAGGCAGUUCCCAAAUGGAGAGUUCUCCUGUAGCUAGCAGAUCCUUAAUGUUUGGAUUAUUAAUUGUUAUUCAUUGCAUGUGGUUUUCUGAUCAGUACAGUUUAAUAUGCCAUACCCCCUUAAUUUCUCCAGUACCUUUGUUUUCAUAAGAUGGGCUCUGAAGCUCCUCAAAAUCCUGGUGUUAACACUACUGUAGUUUCCAUUAAAUGAUCUACUUGUUACCAAAUCGGCUGCUGUUUAUGUAUUUUUCCAACUAAUUUGCAGGCCACGUUCUUUGGUGGUUUGAGUCCUGAAGUCAGAGGAGAAGCGUGGAAAUUCCUGUUACAGUACUUUCCCUUUAGUUCCACAACUCGGCAUAGAGAAGUGCUUCGAAAGGCAAAAGAAGAAGAGUACAUGAAAAUAGAUCACAUGAGGUGAAGCGAGUUUAAAAUUAUAUUAACUUGAAACUCCAAUUCCUGAACUGCCUCGCAUAUCUUCUCAAGUUGAUGGCGUUUUUUAGCUGCAGGGAGAGCAGACAUUUUGGAAACUUAUUUGGGUGACAUCCUCUUCCACCUCUACAGUGGGAGUGCAUCUGACUUAGAAAACAAUGUCUGCUCCCGUACUGCUGAAAAUAGUGUGACCUCAUAAACACAAACAAACCUUAUCAGUGUAUGCUUUCUGCAGUACUUGUUGUUUAAUAUGUUGCUGUAAAACUGACUUUCUUUGCAACCUUUUGUUAUCAUUUGUAUACCUGAGUGCAGCCAGUACUGUAGUGCCUUAUGAUGUACAGUUAACCCUUUAAGUCCUAAUGGUGACCAACAUCAAUUUUCUCCUAACAAUAUCUAUACAUUGUCAAGAGAUUAGGUUAUGAGAAUUAAUAAAAUGAUCAACUAAGAAAAAAUGGUUUGAUCUUUUAUCAAAUUCUGCCAACUCAUUCUUUAAGGAAAUACAGAGAGGUCAGUUUGGAGAAUUUGUAUGUAGAUAUUGUGCCUUACAGGGUUAAAGCACUCCUAAACAUUUUUCACAGGAAGUGGUCACUUAUAAAAAUUCAGAACAAUUUUGCUUCGACUAUUAAAAAAGGACACAUUUGCAUUUUGGAAAGGUGAUCUCCAUGAGAGGGUCUGAGUUUGAAGUAACUGCAGGUGGUCAUGGGUGAACAGCUAUUCACAGGGGCAGAUCCAGGAUUUUUUUUAGGAGGGGGUGCACUCGUCUCUUGCUCUACUUCAAUACCAAUAAACCACAUAGUUUUUUGUUUUUUGCAGAAUACCAGUUGUAUUAGAAAACUGCGGGUCAUCUCAGGGGGGGGUUGCGCACCCCCUGCACCCUCCCCCUUGAUCUGCCCCUGUAUUCAUAAGACAAGAUUGUGUUACCAGUACCUGUUGCUGUGUUUACAAAAGUUGUUAUUUAUAUUAUUUGCUUUGUAGACAAAACAAAAGUGAAGAAGAACAACACCAAUUUUGGAAGGCUGUCCAGUGUACUGUUGAUAAAGAUGUUGUGCGCACUGACAGAUCGCAUCCUUACUUCUCAGGGGACAAUAAUCCCAAUGUGGCCAUAAUGAGGUAUUAAUAUUGCUCAAAAUCCAUUUUCUCCUAAUGAUAUCCAUACAUUGUCAACAGAUAAGUUAUGAGAAUUAAUAAAAUGAUCACCUAAGUAAAAAUACUUUGAGCUUUUAACAAAUUCUCUCAACUCAUUCUUUAAGGAAAUGUAUAGAGAUCAGUCUGGAGAAUUUGUAUGUAGAUUCUGGCACUUAAAGGGUUAAGUAAGAACUGUCUGGGGCUAAGACUUUGAGGUCAUGGGCCAGUACACAGUAAAAAUGAACAAUGUUGCAAGAAGUCAUAUUUGCACUAUUUUUCAUGACAAGACCAACAACAUUCAAUCAGCAAGCAUUUGAAUUUAUUGGAGUCUUAACAGACUCAGGCACUUUCAAAGCAUUGCCUUUAAGAAGAAUGAUAGAUUCAGAAAUGAAAAGUAACUGACUCAAAAUACUAUACACCAAUUAAAACCCUGGGCUGCACUGAGAAGAGAAAUAAUGAGAAUUUUAACAGUGGGUUUGAUUGAUUUUGCUGCAGUUAUUGUAACUAAAUGAUAAAUAAAAUUCAGUUUUAAGCGGUUUUUUUACUUUGAAAUUGCGUGUAUAUGUUUCUGAUUUAUGAUCUUGAACACAAGACUAAAGGUGCUGCCCCACUAUUAAAUCAAGCAGUCAGCUGGCCAUUCCCUAUGGUUUGACAAUAAAAGACUUGGAAUUAAUUGAUUUCAUUGUUAUCUUGUCUCUGACAGGAAUAUUCUUUUAAAUUAUGCUACAUACAAUUAUGUAGUUGGCUACAAUCAGGGCAUGUCUGAUCUCUUGGCAUCUGUACUAGCAAUAGUACAAGAUGAAGUUGAUGCUUUCUGGUGUUUUGUCAGUUUAAUGGAAGGAAGUGUGUUUGUGACAUCACCAAAGGAUGAUGUUAUGGAUCGACAGCUGGUAGGUUCACAGGGGUACACAGCUUUUGAAAUAAGCACAGAAUACAGGCAAACAGUUCAUAAGCAGGUGUGCCAGAAUGUUUUUUAGUGGUUCCUUACAAGAGUAAAGCCACAGGGGUGUCUUUUAGAAACAAGUCUGUUGAACUCAGUAGACUGUCAGUGGCAGAUCCAGACCUUCAGAUAAGGGGAGGCCCGCUCAACCAGGCCCUGAGAUAAGGGGGGGGGAGGGGAAGUCUCAAAAAGAAUUUUUUCAGCCCCUGGGACCUCAGUUUGGUCUAAAAAUAAGGGGAGCUGGGCCCCUCUCCUGGAUCCGCCACUGUCAUUAGUAGAUGUCCGUAGAAAAUGUAUUGAACUGGUACGAGUGUACAUGUUGUCAAUAGCAAAGCCUCAACAUUACGCGCAUUCUUAGGAAACGUGUAGAGAAAGGUAACUGCGACCUCUUUACGGUCACAAAGGACAAGUAUUGGGGAUUUCUGAAAAUUUACUUACUUAGGCCCUAAUUGUAUGGAGAAAAGUUGUCCGUCCCGGCCAAAUCAACUUUAGCGAAUGUUUAUAUGAGAAAAAGAAAACAAAACCGAACUUCGUUAUAUCAUCUUUACACAGUGCUCCACCUCCUUUGUCAAAUAUUCACGUUUGUGAUGAGAGAGCACUGGCUUCACCAAGAGUGGGUAACAUUGGAGUUCUCUUCGGCGUAUCUUUGAGUAUGAGUUCCUGGCAGUAAUGUGCUAAUUGGCAUUCUGUCAUCCCCGUAAAAUUAGGCUCAUUCGUAGACAUCUCACCUUUGAUGCAGCCCAGCUUCUUGUUCAAGCUUUUGUUAUAUCAAAGCUUGACUACUGUAAUUCAUUACUACAUUGUUUACCUAAGCACGUGAUUAAACAGCUCCAACGUGUGCAGAAUGCAGCUGCUCGUGUUGUUACUCUUUCACCCAAGUUCUGUCAUAUUACACCUGUUCUUGCGAAUCUCCACUUGCUGCUGAUUGAUCUUCGGAUUAAAUGUAAAAUAGUUACUGUUACUUGCAAGAUUCCCCAUGGACUUGCUCUUGUUUAUAUUAAAGGUCUUCUUCAAAGUUACCUCCCUGCAGGGGAUCUUGCUGUACCUGCUUUUAUAACGUAAACAGUUAUGGCCGUCAUUCUUUUUCUGUUUCUGCACUACUUCUUUGGAACUGUCUUCCUCAGCAUACUAGCAAUGCUGGAUCACUGGACAUUAAAUUAGAUCCACCAUCCCUAACAUGCUGAGGAAGUACAGUUGAAAACUGCUCCUUUUAGACUCACUUUUUUAAAUUGAUGACUUGACUGUGGUGUUUUUAUAUCUUAAGUUAUUUUGUCUUUAGUUUUUGUAGUUUUUAAGCUUUAACUUUUACUGUAUUUUUAAGUUUUUUAAACUUAUAAAUAGCACCUUCGGCCCCUGGGAAAGGGCGCUCUAUUAUUAUUACCAUCAUCAUCAUUAUAUUUAUCAUUAUGUAAAAAAGUUACCCUCUUUGCCCGAGCCAGCCAAUAGCUGACAUCAGAGCUCAUGCAUGCUCUGAUUGUUUCGCCUCGUUCGAGUUGACCCCGGAUGGUUGAACCAGCCAGUGUUAAAAUGAAUAUUAGUUGGGCUUACUGGGAGGAUGACGCUUUCAUGGGAAAAGGGUGACCCAGCAAGGAGGAUCACCCUACUAGCCGGGCCAACUUUUUGUUUCUCGUGUAAACAGUUUGCCACGUUUGUAAGGAAAUAUAGGAAAAGUUGGCUUCCUUAGGUUAGCUCAGGUUGGCGAGAGACAAAUUUUCUCCAUGUAAACAAGGCUUUCCUUUAUGUUCUUAAUUACAUUUUGACUUUUUUUCAGACGUAUUUUCGUGAGUUACUUCGCAUGCUGGAACCGGAUUUCUACGCGCACCUGCUGCUCCAAGACGCCGCUAUGGACAUGCUGUUUUGCCAUCGAUGGCUUCUUCUCUCAUUCAAACGAGAAUUCUUUAACGAAGAAGUGUUAAAAAUGUGGGAAGCAUGUUGGUCUCGCUAUCAAACUGACUAUUUCCAUAUCUUCUUGUGUGUUGCCAUGGUGCAAGUGUAUGGCAAAGUAAUUGUGGAGAUGGACAUGCAAGCUGACGAUAUUUUGCAGUAUUUUACAGAUCUAUCAAUGAAAAUGGACGGGACGAAAGUCCUGCGAAUUGCUCGUCAGCUUCUGUUGAAAUUCCGCCAGUUGCCUGGGAUACCGUGUUCCCUUCGGGGACUUCUGUCUGGACCAGGGAUCUGGGACAGUGCUCCUUUACCUGUUAUUCAGUGUAGCUGCCACAAUAGAUGCUUGUACUUGUUUGGCGAUAAAUCGGAACAAGAACUUGAGGAAAGAGAACUAGUUUCAGGGAAUGAACAACAAGUGUCUGUGGAGGCAGAGGAACAACCUGAACAACUAGUUCGUGACAACGAUAAAGUAGAGGAAGUUUCUGUAGAGUCACAGAAUCAAGUUCAUGUACGCCAAAGGGACGAUACAUCACAGUUAGAAUCGUGUGACCAAGACAAUAGCAAUUCCGGUUACAAUGGAUCCAUUAUAGCACGGAGAGAGGAAGACAUUAAUUUAACGCGUGGUGUUGCCGAAGGUGCUGAUUCAAACGCUGAUCAAAACCAGUUUGAAGAGCCGACUCCUGAGGAAGAGAAAGAAGAAAUUAGCAGUCCAUGACCAAUCGUGCCAUACUACCGGUUCUCGAGAACGCCAAUAACACUUCCGACCCUUAGUUAUGGUUUGUUUUUUUAGCUCAUAUUUCUGCCUGGAAUAGAUAGUCGACUUUUCCUUUAUUUCUUGGCUUUUAAAAUCAUUGGUUAAAAGCCUCUUAACAUAUCGGAAAACUUGCUCAGGACAUGCGACGGAAUUACCCCCCGAUUCGUUCCCUUUUCAUUCGAUUCGUUUGUCUUGGUUGUAGCUGUCAGCUAUACAGCUUAUUCGAGAAAGGCAGACGGACUUUGACUUGAGGAAACCAAAAGAGUACGCGCUAUUAUGAAAGGUAUCCUGAGCUGUGGUCCGUCCACCAUUGAUUGAGCUCUUCAGAGGAGGAAAAGAUAGAGGAAAGGAAAAAAUAUACCAUAAACAAGAUCAAAGGUUUGCAAUCUAGAUACGUCGCGGGUGUGAAAAUUUAUUCUGGCGGGUCGUGUAGACUUUUGGCUUUUAUAUGACAGCCUUUCUUGAAUCAGCGGUUUAUAUCACUCAACAGAACACGUCGACUGAAUUUUAGUCAAAGCGCAAGAGGACAGUAUCGAUUAUUUUGUGAAAAACCCAACCUUACUAUCAUUUCUAUAUAUCCAAUAUCCUACGGUUUUUGUCACGAAUAUGGAAUCUCGGUAUUUUCUAACCCUUUGUCACAUUGUUCACCAAACUGACCCUCCCCCCCUCUUAGAGGGUGUGGUCUGUAGUUCCUAAUGGCGACUGUCAUUCGUUCCCAGUCGCUCCUGGGCCUGUAAAACUGGUUGAGAUUUAGAAUUUUAGAAAUAGUCUGCAAGAGCCAGCUGGGCUGUUACUUAAUUAGAGGUCUUAAGACUCGAUAUCUUUUUCACCGCGUGGAACGUGAUGACAGUUAAAAUACAUGUAAUAAU